GGCUACAGCAUGGAUCUGCGAGGGAGAGCUCUUCUCGGUGGAGACAGACUUCGGAUUCUCCUAAUGUUCUUCCAUGCAAUGGCCCAAACCUUGGCAGAACAAGAAGUGGAAAAUCUUUCCGGCCUUUCCACGAACCCGGAGAAAGACAUAUUUGUGGUGCGGGAAAAUGGGACGACGUGUCUCAUGGCAGAGUUUGCAGCCAAAUUUAUUGUACCUUAUGACGUGUGGGCCAGCAAUUAUGUGGAUCUGAUCACAGAACAGGCUGAGAUCUCCUUGACCCGGGGAGCUGAGGUGAAGGGCCGCUGUGGCCACAACGAGUCGGAGCUGCAGGUGUUCUGGGUAGAUCGCGCCUACACACUCAAAAUGCUCUUUGUAAAGGAAAGUCACAACACUUCCAAAGGACCAGAGGGGACUUGGAAGCUGAGUAAGGUGCAGUUUGUCUAUGAUUCCUCGGAGAAGACCCACUUUAAAGAUGCUGUGAGGGCUGGGAAGCACACCGCCAACUCUCAUCACCUCUCUGCCUUGGUCACCCCGGCUGGGAUGUCCUAUGAGUGCCAGGCUCAGCAGACCAUUUCUCUGGCCUCCAGUGAUCCUCAGAAGACUGUCACCAUGAUCCUGUCUGCAGUGCACAUCCAGCCCUUUGACAUCAUCUCUGACUUUGUCUUCAGUGAAGAGCAUAAAUGUCCAGUGGAUGAGCGAGAGCAAUUGGAAGAGACUCUGCCCCUGAUCCUGGGCCUCAUCUUGGGCCUUGUCAUUGUCAUAACACUUGUGAUUUACCACAUCCACCAUAAAAUGACUGCCAACCAAGUGCAGAUCCCCAGGGACCGUUCCCAGUACAAGCACAUGGGCUAGGGACCAUCAGGCAGACAGCCUCCAAGUCCUGCCCCAAACCAGAGGAUGCAGAACGACAAAGCACUUUUUCACCUGUAUACAGGAUCCACCAACAUAGCUACACUCCAACAGGCCCAGGCACCUGAGACUUGCCUGGCCUGUGUCCAUGCUUAAACCCAGGGAUGGAAGGCAGGUCUUGGGGUUUGGGGGAUUAAUGGUGGCUGUUGUGUCUAUGCAGGGGAAUAAAUAAGGGAGGGUGAGUAGGGUGAGCAUUCAUGCUCAUGAUGGUUUAACUUCGGUUCUCUGACUUUGUAAGUCUACAGCAUGUAGAAAGGAAGAUGUGGCCAGUAUGUUUAGAAAGUAGAAACACUUCCUUUGGGAGACCUCUUUAGGUCAGAAGAAACCGGGUGCUUCACUCCCUUGGCCUCGGCUGGCAUACUUACACGGUUUUUAAUGCACACAAAAUAGAACCUCAUGCUCCCUGCAAGCAGCAAGACCCCUGAAAGUGACCCAUGCUUCUGGCUGGCAUUCUGCAUGUCUAGUGAUUGUUUUGGGAAUGUUUCACUGCUACCUGCACCCAGUGACUCUGCAGCACAAGAACCCGUCUAACGUCACUAUGCACGGUUGUUUGGAAUUCAUAAUGUGUCGGUUCCAAGUG
This is a messenger RNA of Apodemus sylvaticus (European woodmouse), 1489 nucleotides long. RefSeq names its product lysosomal associated membrane protein family member 5 (gene Lamp5). NCBI's taxonomy places the organism in Eukaryota, Metazoa, Chordata, Mammalia, Rodentia, Muridae. The record is from RefSeq and is a predicted model, not a curated record. Gene Ontology annotation, cellular component: membrane. The transcript has 6 exons. Bases 10 to 852 code for a protein of 280 amino acids.